AGAAAGCAUACUGGCAGUAAAAAUAUUUAAAAAGGGGGGGGAAUGUUUGGAGAAAUGGCCCUUUAAUGUGACGUCAUCCCGCCGCGACGGGAAGGAAUGGCGAGGCGGGCGUCACGUGACAGUUUUGUGACCAUAAGAGAUUGAAAAAUGAAUCCCAGGCGAGCGCUGCAUUUCGUCUUCAAAGUCGGAGACCGAGCGCAAACGGCGCGUUUCUACCGGGAGCUACUGGGCAUGCGCGUUCUGAGACACGAAGAGUUUGAAGAAGGCUGCAAAGCUACCUGCAAUGGUCCCUACGAUGGCAAAUGGAGUAAAACGAUGGUGGGUUACGGUCCUGAGGAUGAGCACUUUGUCACAGAGCUGACCUACAAUUACGGCGUCGGAGACUACCGCCUCGGCAAUGACUUUCUGGGAAUGACUAUUGCCUCCAGCCAGGCUGUGAGCAAUGCCAAAAAGAUGCAUUGGCCGCUCAAGGAGAUCUCAGCUGGCAUCUAUGAGACAGAAGCUCCUGGUGGGUACAAGUUCUUCCUGGAAGAGAAAGACUCUCCAAAGAAAGAUCCUGUCAUGAAGGUGACUCUGGCUGUGUCCAGCCUGCCAAAAUCCGUGGACUACUGGUCCAAGCUGCUGGGCAUGAAGGUGUACGAAAAGGACGAAGCCAAGCUCAGGGUUCUCCUCGGCUAUGCGGACAACCAGUGUAAGCUAGAACUGCAGGGCAUUGGUAAAGAUGUGGACCAUGGUACUGCCUUUGGGAGGAUUGCCUUCUCUUGCCCCAAAGAACAGCUCCCCGAUAUCGAAGCCUUGAUGAAGAAGGAGAACCAGAAGAUUUUGACCCCGCUGGUGAGCCUGGACACACCGGGGAAAGCAACCGUCCAAGUGGUCAUCUUAGCCGAUCCCGAUGGGCACGAAAUCUGUUUCGUGGGGGACGAAGCCUUCAGAGAGCUUUCCCAAGUGGAUCCGAACGGGGAGAAACUCUUAGAUGAGGCGAUGGCCGCUGACAAAAGCCAGGAGUGGUUUGCCAAACGUAACAUCCCAAAACCUUCGGCGCAAAACCCAACGGUACCAGCCGGUCAGUGAUGUUUGCAAAGGGGGCAUUGCUGGUCAUGCCUUCACGCAUGGAGAACUGCUGCUGUUGCUGAACUUCCUUUAAACACACACAACUUUCAGUUGUCUUGUUUCCUUUCUCGAAUCUGCUGGGUAUCAGGUGGAGGGGAUAUGCUCUUAGCUUUGGCGCAACGGGGUUAGAUUUAGCCUGAAAGUGUUGAGCGAUGCACCAAACGGAGAGGUUGCAUGGAAAAGCGAUGUUCUUCAAGACUCUGGAGGUUAUACAUUCCAACAGUUUAGGAGUUGUAGCCCAAAAUAGGAUCCUUCCCCGGUUCUGGGCAUCCCUUUGUUUUUGUUUCUUUUGUCCUUAGAGGCAGGGAGGAAAAGCGACACAUGCAAAACACACACACAGUGAGUCUGUUAUGUUACUUCAUGCAGCACAUUGUGUUUCGGUUGCUGGUGGAGCCGGCAAAAUUGUUUCUUUUCGCAAACGUACAUGUGGAAAUGGAGCUUUUCUUUUCAAUCCUGUAAGCUAAGAUGAGGAAUGUGUGGCCUUACAAAUGUUGUUGGGCUGCGGCUCCCAUCAGCCCCGUUUGGUCAAAGAUUCUGGGAGCUGUAGUCCAAAACAUCUGAAGGGCCAAGCGUUUCCUUCUGUGCCUUAACUCCUUUUGGCACACAGAUCCGCUUAGUUGGGAGAAACGUUAUUCCCUAGAAAGCUGAUUUCCCCAGGAAGGGAAACAACCUAAUACUUUCUAUGGGGCUGUUCUUCCUUUCAUUUCCAAACUCGGUGCCAUUUAAAUCCGGCAUUGCCUUGGGUGAGCAUUAUUUCCCGCACGAUGGUUGUUCAGCCGGUUACGUGAGCAUCUCUUAAAUCUGUUUUUCUUCUUCACCUCUCACCAGUUGCUUAAGAGGAGUUGGGCAAAAGAACAAUGUAUAUCCAGGUGGGUUUGAAUGUUUCCGCUGCUGAAACUGUGAGGUUCGUCAAAUAAAAUGCAUUCAGACCCUUAA
Molecule: messenger RNA, 2046 nt
Organism: Sceloporus undulatus (fence lizard)
Lineage: Eukaryota; Metazoa; Chordata; Lepidosauria; Squamata; Phrynosomatidae
Gene: GLOD4
Product: glyoxalase domain containing 4
Exons: 9
Coding region: 148-1071 (307 amino acids)
Source: RefSeq, a predicted model, not a curated record